AUGACCCACACCGAAAUAGUUAUACAUUCCGAUCACCUUUCGCACACCUCUCUCCAUCUCUAUGAGGCGCUUGGUCUGGACGUAAAAAUUUACCAGCUGAAGAAUACGCGCAAAAUCGUCAUAACAGGCAAUGAGCGCGUGCAAUUACGCGCAAUGACGGACGGCAUACACGUGAUUCUCAAAACUACAAAUGCCUUGCAUGUUCUUAGUGAGCAAAACAUCGACAUUGACAGACUGAUGGACCGUAACACAGUCACGCUGAGAGACGCUCUGGGGAAUGAAAUACACGUGCAGUUCGAUCCAACGAUCACCCCGAGGAGAAUCGCCGUGCUGACCUCCGGUGGCGAUGCCCCUGGCAUGAACAUGUGUGUGCACGCGAUCGUAAGAACAGCAAUAAGAUGCAACUCGAUGGUGUACGGUGUCUACGAUGGGUAUACUGGGCUGAUCAACGACGGCAUAAAGCGGCUCGGGUUCAAUGAUGUGGUAAAACACGCGCCUAUGGGCGGGACCUUCCUGCGAAGCAGCAGAUGUCCCGAAUUUAUGGAGAGAAGCGGGCGCAAAAGGGCCGUAUGGUGCCUUUUGAAAAAAGGGAUCGACUGUUUGGUUGUCUUGGGCGGCGACGGAAGCGUAAAGGGCGCACAAAUAUUGCGAAACGAAUUCGACGGAUUCGUUGAUGAGUUCGUAUCCGAGGGUGUUCUGAAGUUUGAAUGCGAGGAGACGAGCGAGACUAACAGCAUUAGUGGCAGCAAAGAAGAAGCACAGAUGGUUGAUAAAAGUCCUAGCGUUUGUAAUGAAGCGGCCAGAGACGUAGAAAGCAAGAAUGCCAUGGCUACGAGGAUCUCAAAACAUGGUGAUACGUUGGUGCUCUCCAAUAGAUACAGUCUUAAGGUGGUGCACAUACCUUGCUCGAUCGACAACGAUAUCCCAUCCACAGAUACGAUGAUAGGCUCCGACACCGCGCUUCAUCGCGUGAUAGAGUGCUUUGAUUCGCUAUCGUUCACCAUGGACUCGCACAGACGCGCUUUCGUGAUAGAAGUGAUGGGCCGCCACUGCGGAUUCAUAGCGCUUAUGUCCGGUUUUGCGGUCAAUGCCGAUUUUGUGCUCUUGCCAGAGAGCACUAAUGCAUCAUGGAAGGACAAGGUGAUCGGCUGCAUAAGAAAGGUCCGAAAGGAUGGCAAGAACGGUAUUGCGGUGAUACUGGCCGAGGGAGCAACCGAUCCAAUGGGUAAAAAGAUAAAUGCCGAGGAUGUCAAAGACCUGAUUGUGAAAGAAACGGGAAUAGACAGCCGUGUGCUCAAGCUUGGACACAUCCAGCGCGGAGGCGCACCCUCGGCGCGCGAUCGCAUACUUUCUGUGCUGAGUGGCAUGGAGGCAGUAAGCAACCUGUUGUACGGCGUUGAAACGGCUGUGUCAAUAUGCAGCCAAAACAACAUGCUCAGAAGAGUCGGGAUGAAGGAAUUGAUCGAGGAGUGCGAGCGUGUGAGGGGGAAUGUGGAAGGAAGCAGAGGAAGCUUUUUUAGGAUGGCACAUUCCCUGCUCGAAGAACUGCGUGCCUACGGCAAGAAAGACAUAGACGAGAAUAUUGAAUGUAAUCGAGUUCACAUGAACAAUACUGUCAUCAGAACUGAUCAGAAACCUGAUUUGAAAAAUAGCCGUGGCCGAGCUGAGGCGAAGACCAGCGGAGUGGCGAGUACCAAAACAGGUGCUAAAAUCAUACCUAAUAAAAUACUCGUGUUGCAUCACGGCAGACGGGUGCCUGGUAUGAACGUGGCACUCAACACUAUUGUAGAGUACUGCCACCAAAUGAAUCAGCAGCUCUUCUGCUCCGAGAAUGGCUUUGAAGGUCUUCUGAACGACAAACUCAUAAGACCAUCAAAGUACGAAUUUUUAUCGAUGAUACACGACGGUGGCAGUGUCAUCGGAUGUUCAUUUGGGGGAGAAGACGCGCAUCGCAUCGUUGAUAAGUUGGUGUACCACGGUAUUAGGAAUGUGGUAAUGAUGGGCGGGGUGGAAUGUCUGUGGGUUAUUGAGAGAAUCAGGAACGUUGUUGAGAAGGCCAUAGAAGAAUUAGAGGCCACGAUUAACACCGCAGAAACGGAAGCUAACAAGACGAGCAACAAUAAAAAUGAACAGAAAGAAACGAGCAAGACCAAUGAAAAAACAGCAGAUACCAGGGAAGAUGCAAAGAACGACGGAGAAGCUGCUACCCGUGCACAUAGAUUGCGCAUUCUUAAAGGCUUUAGAGUUAUUCUCAUUCCCUUUUCACAGGAAAACAACAUCCCCGGUACGGAAAUGAGCAUAGGAACGGACACGGCUCUCAACUCCAUCACACAUUCAGUUGACCGUGUCAGGCUUUCCGCGACAAGCACACGCAAGCAGGUCUUUCUCGUCGAGGUAUCGGGCACUACGGGCUAUCUCAGCCUGAUGGGCGGAAUAGCAAGCAAUGCCUUCGAAUGUUUCAUACCCGAGAGAGCAGAAUCAAUCGAUUUUCUGAGCAAGGUGUGCAAAAAGAUCAGAAAGCGGUAUGCUAUGAACGAUAAGCAAGGUAUUGUUGUGAUGAGGUGCUCGCAAUCCUUCAACAGAAUGUCAAGUGCUUCACUAUGCACGCUGAUGCGCAGCGAUAACGGGUGCUAUGAUGGGUGUCACGACAGCAGUCAGGCCAUCAACCAUCCGAGCAUGCGUAACGCGAAUAAUGCACAUAACACAUCGUGUGCAAUGCAUAAGGGCUUUGCAGUCAACUUCGUGGUACUGGGCGAAAUACAGGCAGGUUCUAACCCCAGCCCCACGGACCGAAUAAUGUCAGCUGUGCUAGGUAUGAGGGCAAUCAAAUUUUUGAUGGGGAUGGAUGAGGAGAACGUGGACGUAAAAUACGGAGUAAUAGGUCUGGAAGGGCAGUUAAUAAUUGUAACAGAGAUAGAAAAGUCUAUAAAUGAGUACAAGGAUCUGCGAAGAAUGCCCAGAGGAAAUGAAUGGCUGCGCUACGAUUCUAUUUUCAACAUGUUGCAGUAG
Molecule: messenger RNA, 3009 nt
Organism: Vavraia culicis subsp. floridensis
Lineage: Eukaryota; Fungi; Microsporidia; Pleistophoridae
Exons: 2
Coding region: 1-3009 (1002 amino acids)
Biological process (GO): canonical glycolysis; fructose 6-phosphate metabolic process; fructose 1,6-bisphosphate metabolic process
Cellular component (GO): 6-phosphofructokinase complex
Molecular function (GO): 6-phosphofructokinase activity; monosaccharide binding; AMP binding
Source: RefSeq, a predicted model, not a curated record